Messenger RNA from Trematosphaeria pertusa, 1313 nucleotides. RefSeq lists its product as uncharacterized. The record is from RefSeq and is a predicted model, not a curated record. NCBI's taxonomy places the organism in Eukaryota, Fungi, Ascomycota, Dothideomycetes, Pleosporales, Trematosphaeriaceae. Bases 1 to 1086 code for a protein of 361 amino acids. The transcript has a single exon.
AUGCGCGAAACCAACGCCGUACGAGCCAUAUUCGAAACAUACUACAAGGGCGCAGUCUUGAAAGUUACAGGCUGGAAGCCCCAGCAAAUCAGUACUUCCUACACGCCGAAGAUCCCAGUCGUUGAGGAGAUUACUAUUAAGCAGUUGAAGCUAGGUGGCCACAGAUUCAACGGCGCCAUCGUCUUCGUCGUGUUGACUCCCUCAAGCGACGAGGAGAUUAUCUGCAAAGUCUACGACAACACGUUCGCCCCACGUAGCGACAGCGACAGCGAUAGUGACAGCGACGGCGACAGUGAAGCACCUCUACUAAGCUCGACGGUCGCGUUUGACACGGAGAAGAAAGCAUACCAGAAACUCAGCUCCAAGCCUAAGAUCACCAGCGGCAUCAACCCAGAAUACUACGGCUGCGGAAAGAUCAAGCUAAACAGCGGCGAUGAGUGGCCUAUAAUCCUCCUCGAGCACGUUCGCGGACAACCGCCCCACCGCGUUACCAGCCUGAUAAAUAAGCCCUCCCGUAAGCAGCGCAAGCGAAUUAUGCGUAAGCUUAUUGAGGCUGAUAGCGACAUUCUAUUCCACGCCAACGUGCGCCAUAACGACCUCGCGCCGCGCAACGUCAUUAUCGAGACUGAGACAAUGCCAGGUGAGGGCGGGAACAAGACAGUGCCAGGUAAGGGCGGGAACAAGACAGUGCCAGGUAAGGGCGGGAACAAGACAGUGCCAGGUAAGGGCGGGAACAAGACUGAGAAGAUCCCGAAAAACCCGCGUGUCUGCCUGGUCGACUUCGCACAGUCGACCUACUUCACUAAGAACAUGGAGAAGCGCUAUCAGAACCCGCUAUUCCGGUGGACGAAUCGCGUGGAGGAGUGGACGAGCUGGGGCUGGCUGGAUAGCAGUGGUGCCGAGGAAUGGAUGUGGGGGAAGGGGAGUCGGAAGAAGGGCUAUCCGGGGGUGCAGAAGGACGACAAGAAUGGGUGGGUGGAGUGUGUGCGAGCAGAGUGUGCGAAUGGCGGAGAUCUCUGUGGGAGUGGUUGUUCCCUGCCUUUCUUGGCGCGCUUGUUCGGUGCGGCAGUGCUUACCAACCCUUAACUUCAUCUCCACCCCGUCUCCUCCGUAUUUCCACGCCUCUAUCACGCUGAACGCGCAGCCUUGCGACCCUUCAAACCCGCGGUCCGGGAAGGCUUUCCCUUCGGACUUCGAAGCGCGGGGACUAUUCGAGGUCACCUUCCGCAACCGACCAAUCAUGUUGCACAACGGCAUGUUUACUGUGACGGAGGAACGCGCCUCAAAAUAGAACGGAGAGCCAAUGAAACACG